ACUAUAUAACAAAUAGUUUGAGUUCAGGGAUGGCAAUGAUGUCUCACAAGCCAAGCCACGAACUUGUUCACUUCCUUGAGGAUAAAGCCAAUGAAAUCAGGAUCCUGUCCAUUGAAUGUACCAAUGCCAGCAAAUCAGGACAUCCCACGUCUUGUAUGUCCGCUGCAGAGAUCCUAUCUGUGCUGUUCUUCAACGAAAUGAGAUAUUCAAACGACUAUCCUAGACACCCCUCCAGUGACCGUUUCAUUCUAUCCAAGGGUCACGCUGCUCCAGGAUUGUAUUCAGCUUGGUGUGCUGCUGGUUUGUUUGACAAAGACAAGCUGAUGACUUUGAGGAAGAUUGACAGUGACCUGGAGGGUCACCCCACACCUAGGCUGAACUUCAUUGACGCCGCUACUGGGUCGCUAGGUCAGGGUCUUAGUGUAGGUGCAGGAAUGGCUUACGUUGGAAAAUACAUCGAGCACGCCAGCUACCGAACAUACUGUCUUAUUGGAGAUGGUGAAUCUGCUGAGGGUAGCAUCUGGGAGGCGCUCUCUUUCGCUUCUCACUACAAGCUGGAUAACUUGGUGGCUAUAUUCGAUAUUAACCGUCUGGGACAGAGCGAGGAAGCUCCGUUACAGCACAAUAUGGACACUUACAGGAAACGAGUGGAGGCGUUCGGGUUCCACACCAUGGUGGUUGACGGCCACUCUGUGGAGGAAAUCCUGAAGGCGCUGGCAGAAGCCCAGUCUGUGAAGAACAAGCCUUCAGCUCUGAUCUGUAAGACUUUCAAGGGACAGGGCUCAUCAGAUGUGGCAGACAAACUGGACUUCCACGGGAAAGCACUGAAUAACCUGUCAGAGAAGAUAUUUGGUGAAAUAAAGGCGCGCAUGCACGGUGCAGCUGAACAACCUCGACCUAAGAUAAAAGAUGACGCUCCUGAACUUGUGCAGAAACCGAUUGCUUUCAAGACACCCCUUGAAUACAAACUAGGAGCAUCGAUAGCAUCGAGAGUUGCAUACGGUGACGCUCUAGUGAAAUUGGGUGAGGCUUGUGACAGAAUAGUGGUGUUGGAUGCUGAUACAAAGAAUUCUACUUUUGCUCUGAAAUUCAAGAAUGUGUUCCCAGACAGAUUUAUCGAGUGUUUCAUCGCAGAACAGAACAUGGUUGGAGUCUCCCUGGGCUGUGGAGCUCGUAACAGGACCAUCCCCUUCUGCUCCACCUUCGCUACCUUCUUCACCCGGGCCAUGGACCAGAUCAGGAUGGCUGCUGUGUCCCAGUCUCAGCUCAACAUGGCUGGAUCUCAUUGCGGUGUGAGCAUUGGAGAGGAUGGUCCCAGUCAGAUGGCUCUCGAGGAUAUUGCUGCGUUCAGAGCUAUCCCUAACCUGGUUUACUUCUACCCAUCUGACGCAGUGUCAGCUUGCCGAGCUGUGGAGCUCGCUGCUAACUACAAGUACAUGACCUUUAUCAGGACAUCUCGCCCUGCCACAACUGUUAUCUACGCUAACGAUGAGGUGUUCGAGAUUGGUAAAGCUAAGAUUGUUAAAACGUCAGCGGAGGAUAAGGUACUGGUUAUUGGUGCUGGUAUUACGUUAGACUCGGCUAUGAAGGCCCACAGCUCCUUACUAGAGAAAGGAACCAGUGUGAGGGUGAUGGACCCCUUCACGAUAAAACCUCUUGACAAGGAGGCGGUACUGAAACACGCUAAGGAAUGCGGUGGUCGUGUUAUUACUGUGGAGGAUCACUACGCUGAGGGUGGUAUUGGGGAGGCUGUAGCUGGAGUACUCUCCAACGCAGACUUCAUCACAAAACACAAGAUCCUAGCCGUACGUGAAAUUCCUAGAUCUGGACCUUCCGCUGUACUUCUGGACAUGUUCGGUAUCUCCGCCAACAAAGUUGUUGACGCAGUAUUGGAUAUGGUUGAAUAGAGACUGCCUUUCUUUUAGUUUCAAGUCAUGUUUAGUUUUAGAUUGUUUUUACUCAUGACGGUUUUCCACUUUUCGGAAAGUUUAGUACUCUAGUUUUAUAGAUGUUUCUUUCAUUUAAAUUUCUGAUAGUUUUAUAGAGUUAUAACUUUAUAAAAGUUUUGACGAUUUCAAAUUUUCAUCCUCACUAAUUUAUUAACGACAUAAUAUGGUCUUUUUGCUUAACUUAUGAUGUUCAUUUUAAUAUUGCCACAUUUGCUAACAUUGCUCUAGCUGCUAAA
Molecule: messenger RNA, 2185 nt
Organism: Bolinopsis microptera
Lineage: Eukaryota; Metazoa; Ctenophora; Tentaculata; Lobata; Bolinopsidae
Product: transketolase-like
Exons: 13
Coding region: 30-1907 (625 amino acids)
Molecular function (GO): transketolase activity; thiamine pyrophosphate binding
Source: RefSeq, a predicted model, not a curated record